Messenger RNA from Magnusiomyces paraingens, 1116 nucleotides. RefSeq lists its product as uncharacterized. The transcript has a single exon. Bases 1 to 1116 code for a protein of 371 amino acids. Lineage: Eukaryota; Fungi; Ascomycota; Dipodascomycetes; Dipodascales; Dipodascaceae. The record is from RefSeq and is a predicted model, not a curated record.
AUGAUACCCUACAUUCGAUUGUUUACAUUAUCGAUACUCUCUUUUAUAACCAAAGUUGAUGGAAAUUCUAUAUAUGAUUCUCGGGGAAUUCCAAUUGUUAUGCCUGACGAUGGCGUUCCAACUUGCGAUCCUGCUGGUUACUACACGCAAUACCCAUAUAGCGGCUAUCGUAUCAGCCUGGAGGUAAGGGUCCCCCAAAAAGAUACAAAAAGAUUGUCAGAACUUAGUUAUAAUACCUUAAUUAAUUCUCACUAUGAAAAAUUUUUUGUUCUAUCAGUCUGUGAUAUGAACUUCGUUACGGGCGAACUAGGCAUACCUGUUAGUAACCACGAAGAUAUUUGGAACAAAACAAUAUGCAGCGACAUAAUUCCUCUUGGAUUUGAAAAUGAAGAUAAUCUUGAAGAUGAGUGGCAUGAAAAUUUAGAUGAUGUUAAUGCAGCAAUGACUUUUUAUAGGAAAAAAAUUUCGACUGGAGUUGGAGGUCGACUGAAUGACCAAAGUAAGCUUGAAGCUAAAAAUCAUCCCUACUUUGACAUGUUUCUCAAUUAUCGGACACAAAUGUUUCAUCGUAAUGAACCAGAUGUACGACCUCAGUAUUGUUUUCAUACAGCUAAGGCUCAAAAGUUUUUGGAGAAUGGACAAGAUGAAUACUUUCGGUCAAAACUUACUCCUGAAUGGGACCGACAUCUUUUAACAAACAGUUUUGUAGGAGGUCUUUUUGAUUGCUAUGAAAACAAUAUCACUACGUAUGAUCCUAUGACUGGUGAUAUUGUUUGUGGACCUAAUAAUAUUAGGCCUGUUUUACCACUUUACCGAGAUAAUUGGCCAUAUAUGUGGACGUCGAUUGUUGUCAAUGAAAGGACCGAUACAGAAAUCAUAAAAGGAAAUGCACAAAGCAAUGAAGAUGAAGAAUUUGGUGAUGAACAACUUGAAUGGGCAGUUAGAAUACCUUGGUUAUAUACCCCUGAUGUGUACGACAAUGGGUUCCCAAAAGUCAUGACUGAAACGAGAAUGGUUUUACAACCGUCUAAUCAAGCAUUUAAGAGAAUUACAAUGAGAAAGUUAUACCACGAUCCAUGGGUUAAAAAUGUGAAUCCGUUUGAAAAGAUGUAUUAA